This is a messenger RNA of Zootermopsis nevadensis, 2222 nucleotides long. NCBI's taxonomy places the organism in Eukaryota, Metazoa, Arthropoda, Insecta, Blattodea, Termopsidae. The record is from RefSeq and is a predicted model, not a curated record.
UUACAACCCGCUGAUUCCAUGUUUCAACUGUGGACCAAAGCAUACGUAACCUAGUUUUAGAGCUGACUUAUAGUUGGGUUAAGGCAACAACACAGUGUUGGAUGUCAUUUCUGCACGUGUUGUGAGUGUAAUUUUGUGAAAAUGGCAAAUAAACGUGUUUGUGUUGUAGUUCUUGGAGAUUUUGGGAGAAGUCCACGUAUGCAGUACCAUUCAUUAUCAUUUGCAAGGGAAGGUUAUGAUGUUGACAUUGUUGGGUAUGGUGGUUCACAACCUAUAAAAGAAUUGUCAAAACAUCCAAAAGUAAAAAUUCGAAAUAUGGUUCCGUGCCCAGACUUCCAAAAAUAUUGUCCACGACUGUUGGGAUAUAUCCUGAAAGUAAUCUGGCAGAGUAUCUCACUCUUCCUUGCUUUACUUUUGAAAAGACGUUCUCAUCACGUCAUUGUUCAGAAUCCACCAGCUGUUCCUGCUCUGGCCAUAUGUUGGCUUUAUAGUGUGCUGGUGUUUGCGAACUAUGUAAUAGAUUGGCACAAUUAUGGUCACACCAUCUUGGCUCUCACAUUGGGGCAGAAUCAUAAACUUGUCACUGUAUCAGUGUGGUUUGAAAGGUUCUUUGGUAGAAGAGCAACUGCAAACCUUUGUGUUACGAAGGCAAUGAAGGAAGACUUGGAAAAAAAAUGGGGAAUCUUGUCUGUGACACUUUAUGACCGCCCACCAGAGGUAUUUCAUCCCAUCUCAGUACUAGAAAGCCAUCAGUUAUUUUCAUCACUUGCAAACCAAUUUCCUUUGUUUGGGACCAAUGACAGUUCUGUCAGCACAAUAUUAACAGAGUUGCUGCCAGGUGGUGAAGCAGCAUGGAGAAAGGACCGCCCAGGCUUAAUAGUUUCCAGCACAAGUUGGACUGAGGAUGAGGAUUUCUCACUAUUACUGUCUGCUUUACAAGAUUAUGAGGAGGCUCGUGAUGAGGGCUGUGAACUACCAGCUUUGAUCUGUGUAAUUACGGGGAAGGGACCACUGAAAGAGCGUUACUGUCACCUCAUCAAAAAGAAGACUUGGAAGCAUAUACAGGUUAUCACACCGUGGUUGGAGCCUGAAGAUUAUCCACGUCUACUAGCCAGUGCAAACCUAGGGAUAUGCCUUCAUACAUCAUCCAGUGGCCUGGACCUCCCAAUGAAAGUAGUGGACAUGUUUGGCUGUGGACUUCCUGUCUGUGCAUACAACUUCUCAUGUCUAAAUGAGCUGGUAAAUCACAACAUAAAUGGCUGGAAAUUUGAUGAUGCUACUGAACUCUCUGAUCAACUUCAGACUUGGUUCAGAGGAUUUCCACACAGCAGGGCACAACAGGAGAGAGACGCAAGAUUCAGGAAGGAAUUGGAAAGUUUCCAGAAGUUACGUUGGCAUGAAAAUUGGACGUUCAAUGCUUUACCACUGUUUGCUCUACAUUAAGACAUUACCAGGAAUGAUAUUACAGAGACAGUGAAUUGUUUGUCUAUGAACAUAAAUUUAAACAGGCAGUCAUCUUAUAGUAAAAUAUAUGGAAAACCACAUAGCUAUGGUGAAGAACAAAAAAGGCAAACCCAUGUGAAGUGGUCAUCAAUUUUAAGUACUAAAUGUCUUCAGCGAAUUAUGUUCAGAGACCCUGAAAUGGCUUUAAGUCAGGGGUCGUCAACCUGGUUCCUACCGCCCACUAGUGGGCGAUUCAAGCUUUCAUGGUGGGCAGUGUGGGUUUUUGUCCGUUGUUACAAAUUUUGUUUUUCCUCCAUAUAUCGAAUACAUUGCUAACAACUUCGCGAGUUUGACUUUCAUCUCUAAACUUUGAAUAUAGAUAAUAAUUCGCCAGACACUUCUCGAAGUAUACUCGUUGACGAGGGAGCAACGAAUGAGCUCCGUAUCAAAGGCACGAGUUUAGUGCGCAUAACGACAGCGGGGCUUACCACCGGCCAUCACUCAGUCUUCGAGCUGUACCUCUUUCAUGGUGGUGGGCAGUACGUGCAGCACCGGUGGGCGGUAAGGAAAUUUUACCAUCAACAAAGAUACAAAAGUGGGCGGUAGGUAUAAAAAGGUUGACAUCCCCUGCUUUAAAUGAAGGAUGAAGUUGACUUCACAAGCAACCAGCAUAUCAUGAUGACCUGUUUUGUCUAUGAGUGAACAAGAUAUCACAUAAUGCAAGCAUGUACAAAUUAAUAAGUCCUCAUUUUUAUUAAAAAAUAUUUUGAAAAACUGAA